AUAAGAAAGCUUCAUUACAAUAGUGAUUGUCGGGGGACACAGGCGGAUUAUUCUCGCAUUUUCCUGCGCUCCAAUUCUAUUGAUACACAACAUUAAUUAUGGCAGAUGCAAAGGUUGACUCCGCAACGGAAAUCUCCGCAAAGGACCUGAAGGAGAAGAAGCUCAUCGAGGAGAAGGAAAACGGAAAAGAUGCUACUAAUGGAAAGGAGAACGAGGAGAACGGAGAGCCAGAAAUUGAUGAUGAAGAUGACGAUGAGGUAGAUGAAGAUGACGAAGAAGGAGAGGGUGAUGAGGAUGAGGACGAGGAUGAUGAUGAUGAAGACCUAGGUGGAGGAACAAAGCGGGGUGCUGAUGAUGAUGAAGAUGAGGAUGAAGAUGAUGAGGAUGACGUCGACCCCAAGAAGCAGAAGGUUAAUUAAAAGGAUUGUUUCAUAUUGCUGAGCAGGUGUAGAUGCCUCUACUUCAACCCAUCUGUUGGAGCCAGUGGCAUAAUGGACUCAAAUACAUAAAACAUGGUCAUUUUCAAGUUUGUCACCCAUACCAACCAAACUGACCCCCAAUUCAAAAUUUUCUAGAGGACCGGCCACAACUUCGAUUUCCAGCAUUCACAAUGAAAUACGCAAGACAAGGAUUUGUUUGUAUUUUUAUUUACAUUUUAUAUUUUUGUACAUAUUGUGAAGAGAUCAGCCACUUUAUCAUGAUCUCCUGUGACCAAAACGGUGCUUCUUUAAGAAAUUUUACUUGUUUGACCAUGUCUCGAUAUUUCAACAUAGACGACAUAUAUUAAAUGAAAAAAAAAAUCAACAGCCAUCGAACUCAGAGCAUUCCAGUAAAUUUUAUGUAUGAACUUUAGUUGUACCAUAACUAGUUGUACCAUAAACUAGUUUUUUUGUAUGGGAGGGCUAGGCCAAAGAAAAGGAGUUUUGGUUUCUUUCGAUUUCGUUUUGUCUACAUUAUUUGUUUUACCUUGGCCUGUUUGUUGUAUGUGUGGAGUUUGUUGUUCAACAAUAAACUUGACUUUUAUUU
Molecule: messenger RNA, 1026 nt
Organism: Danio rerio (zebrafish)
Lineage: Eukaryota; Metazoa; Chordata; Actinopteri; Cypriniformes; Danionidae
Gene: ptmab
Product: prothymosin alpha b
Cellular component (GO): nucleus
Source: RefSeq, marked provisional